This is a messenger RNA of Homarus americanus (American lobster), 299 nucleotides long. RefSeq lists its product as uncharacterized. The record is from RefSeq and is a predicted model, not a curated record. NCBI's taxonomy places the organism in Eukaryota, Metazoa, Arthropoda, Malacostraca, Decapoda, Nephropidae. The annotation marks the transcript as partial. The transcript is spliced from 2 exons.
AUGGUCCUCCUUUGGAGUUGCUGUGUGCGUGUGCCCUACAACCCAAGUAAAGACCAGGCGUUCCAAGUAGCCUCCUGGACGCCCCACCGAGGCCUUGUUCUCAUCACUCACCUCCCGCUCUUCCCUGAAAAGUUCUCCAAGUUCCCUCACAGACCAUCUCUGCUAGCGGCAUCGGAGGUGAACCCCUUUAAUAGAAUAAUUACCGUACAGGAUCCUGGAGUUCCUGGAGGACAAAAGUUCGAGUUUAAGGGUCCCGUUCCGAAUCUGAUGGACUACCUUGCUAAAGCUCUUAAUUUCAC